AUGUCUUCUCUCCUCAUCUCAGCAUUUGCGCCAUUCCCGACUCUUUCGCUCAGCGUCGACUCGGGCACCCUAAUAGGCGACGUGCCAGCUCUUCUUCAUGACCGUUAUCCCCUCCUUCCCGAAAAUGUUGUCCUCUCUACGCACUGUGGUGUUGUCGACCUGAACACACCAGUCUCCUCUCUACACAUCGACGGCAGCUCCUUUGUGACCCUGCGCCUCACCCCUCGUCUUCUGGGUGGAAAGGGUGGGUUUGGUUCGCAGCUUCGGGCGGCUGGGGGGCGGAUGAGCAGCCAGAAAACGAACAACAACGAUUCCUGUCGAGAUCUCAGUGGUCGGCGGCUAAACACUAUAAAGGAGGCAAAGAAGCUCGUCGAGUAUCUUGAGGCUGAGCCAGAGCGGCUGAAGGCUAAGGCUGAAGCAGAGAAAGCAAAGCUCGAAGCUCUGGAACGUAAGCUAGGCAUUGAGCCAAAGAAAUCCGAGCCGGGCUCUUCCAAGUCCACGGAUCCUCCUGUGCUCGCUGGAAAGAAGCAUCGGUUUGACGAUACCGAGUACUUGGAGCAAAGUCAAGAUCUCGUUGACGGGGUAAAGAAUGCGGUUUCUGCAGCACUGCUCAAAAAGAAAAAGAAAGCAAAACUAACGCAUCCCACCACUACCAAACCCGAAUCACCGCCUGUUGUAACUCCCACUCCUGCUGCGGUCGAAGCAAUCGGUGCAUGA
Mycena indigotica is the source of this 717-nucleotide messenger RNA. Its product is annotated as Sde2-N-Ubi domain-containing protein. NCBI's taxonomy places the organism in Eukaryota, Fungi, Basidiomycota, Agaricomycetes, Agaricales, Mycenaceae. The record is from RefSeq and is a predicted model, not a curated record. The transcript has 3 exons. Gene Ontology annotation, cellular component: nucleus. The coding region runs from base 1 to 717 and encodes 238 amino acids.